CACGUGGUGAAGGCAGCCGCGCAGUGAAGCGCGCCCGCACCGCGCUCGAUAAGACACUUGCCUGCUGCGCCUCUCGGUCGACUUCUAAUCGCGCGCGACGCGUCGACCAGCCAGGCCAAAGCCAGUCACUCCAGGACAGGUGAUACGACGUCCGCCGCACUCGCGCAUUCCAUGGCCCCCAAAGCUGUUGAGGCGUCUGAUGGGCGGCAGGUCGAGCUAUACCGAGAGCCUCUCACCACUCCAGGCCUGGUCCCCACUCACUUGAAGCGAGCCACCGCGGAUGCAAACCCGAUCAUCGAAGUCAUACAACGGUUUCUGGCCCAUGCCCAGCCUGGCAGCGGCGCGACGAUCGAGAAACUCGUUGGGCUGGUCGCGCUCUACAAGGUUGUUUCGCCGGUAUGGCGCUUUGUGAAGGAUCUUUUCCUUCGGUCGCUGACAAGCCGCAUCUCGAUCUCCGAGUAUGAUCCUGUCGCUCAAGAGAUCAUACAAUGGGUUUCGGCAGAAGUCGUCAACAAAGGCCUUCUGAGUACUAGCGCUACAGUCAUGACUGGGGACAUGAGCCUGUAUAUGGUCCCAGACGUGUAUGGUGAGCUACGAAGACAGCCUAAGCGGCAAUCCGACGACGUGAGCUGUAUCCCGCCAAUAGGGAAGAAGAUCUUCUGGGUCGGGUUUCGUCCGUUUCUGUUCGCUCGCACUGGGUCUGUAACCGGUACGAAGAGUCAGCGUGGAGGUGCGAUGAUCGACUAUCAAGGGACACCGCAAAAUUCAGUCGUUCUCCUUACCCCCGGAUGGAGCCUACGCCCACUCAUGGACUUCAUCAAGCACUGCCAUGAGUACAAGCUUAUCAAUAUGGAUGGUUCCACAAAUAUCUAUUUCUCUAGCGGCAAAGUGGAUCCUUACAGCGGCCAUCUCUGGUCUACAGUCGUCAAAGCAAGGCGCAAACUCGAUACUAUUGACAUGGACGCUACAUUGAAGGCCGAGCUUGUCUCCGAUGCCGAAUACUACUAUAGCGACGAAUCGAGGAAGUUUUUCGCAGAUUGCGGUAUUCCCUAUCGUCGUGGCUAUCUCUUUUACGGCCCGCCUGGUACGGGCAAGACUAGCUUCAGCGCCGCUCUUGCUGGUCAUUUGGGUUGUGAUCUCUAUCUCAUCAAUCUUGCGACGGGGGACGUCAGCGAUGGACACCUACAUCGACUCUUUCUUGCAUUGCCUCGCAAAUGCAUAGUGGUUAUCGAAGAUAUUGAUAGCUGCGGUAUUGGUCGCGAGCAAGGCCCUGCGUCAACCGAACCGAAACAGCCAUCAGCGACAGCUCCGUCAGAACUCCCAAUCACGUCAGAUGGAGUGCAUCGCCUUGGAUAUCCCCCUGCGUCGGCAAAGCGGCAUAUGGUUACUCUGUCCGGUCUUCUCAAUGCCAUCGACGGAAACGCCUCGGCCGAAGGCCGGUUGUUGAUCAUGACCUCGAACAAUCCAAAUAUUCUAGACGAGGCUCUCACCCGCCCCGGCCGUAUCGACUUGAAAGUGUGUUUUGGAAAGAUGAUGCCCAAAGCCAUUCACGAUAUCUUCAAGCGCCUCAUCGGUCGUGCCGCGAUUGCCGGCAAGCGGUACGCAGAACAUGAAAUCGAGGAGUUUGCGAGGACCUUCACCACCAAGGUCCCUCCAAAUACCUUCACGCCAGCGCAAGUCCAAAACUUCCUUCAGAGCUGCCGAGGCGACCCUAUCAAAGCGAUGCAAGGAGUAGACGCAUGGAUCGAAAAGGCUCGCGAUCAGUCACCUGAGGAGGCUGUAAAGGAGAGCGCUCCGCUAGUGCCACCUCCUGAGGCGGCUGAGGCCAUUAUGGAUGAUCUGGAUGACUACCUCUGUUAGCGCUACAGAGACAGCUUGACCUCAUACACACGUGCAUCAGGUACACGAAAGAUAUGAUGUUAUGAUAGCGAGGGCACGUGGC
Molecule: messenger RNA, 1942 nt
Organism: Paraphaeosphaeria sporulosa
Lineage: Eukaryota; Fungi; Ascomycota; Dothideomycetes; Pleosporales; Didymosphaeriaceae
Product: P-loop containing nucleoside triphosphate hydrolase protein
Exons: 5
Coding region: 172-1860 (562 amino acids)
Biological process (GO): mitochondrial respiratory chain complex III assembly; protein insertion into mitochondrial inner membrane from matrix
Cellular component (GO): mitochondrial inner membrane
Molecular function (GO): ATP hydrolysis activity; ATP binding
Source: RefSeq, a predicted model, not a curated record